AGAUAUAGAUCGAUAGAUAGCUAGAUAGAUAGAUAUAUAUAGAUAUAUCGAUGGAUAGAUGGAUAGAUAGAUGAAUAUAAAUAAGGACUUUCAGACAAAUGUCAAGAGAUGGCGGUAUUUUUUAUGAAGCAAAAAAUGGAUGCGCCCUUGUUGCAGGGAAGUUAAUGAAAAGUGAUGAUGUGUUCUUCUUUACGCCGGGAACUUUACCAAACUACUCAUUGUAUUCAACUGUUACAGAAGUCAUCAACUCCUAGAUCCACUCACUAUAAGGCUAAUAAAUCAAUAUUUUGAAACAAAGGGAUACCGUCAACUCAUCAAUCGUAAUCACCAUGAAGCUAUCGCCGUGGGUACUGUGUUCUUGCCUCGCAUCUCUCUUCUCCUUCAUCAAGAGGACUGUAUUCCGGUUCCGGAGGAGACGAUCCAGCGAUCCCGGUCUACCUACCACCAAACCAUCAGGGACCCUGGGUCCUUCCAUCAAUGGGUCUGGUGCUCAGAAUUACAGCAAUACUUCACAAAUAAAUAACUCAGGCGUUGAUCUUGAUUGGGAUGACUGGGGGGAUGGCUCAACUAUGAGCAUCAAGAUUGACCCUACCACGCCCACGGUCGCCUCUAGUAACCAAACGGCGCCCUCGCUCGGAAAUCCAGACGAUGGAGAGGAAGAACAGCAAGUAGACUAUUUUGCAGAUAUGACACCAAGUUAUAAAAAACCUGCCACGAUACGAAAGAAGACGCCCCAUCAGAUGAUACCAGGUCCAUCUUCAUUAACUCAAGGAUUAUCAAAUAGACUUUCUUUAGGAAUGGAUGAAACAGCUCUACUAACGGAUGAGCUGGGCACAUGGACAGAAAACGACAACGGGUGGGAGGAGGAGGCUGGAGACGACUUGGCAUGGGAGGCAGAGCAAGUCAUUAGGGAGAAGAAACUAGCGGAGCGGGAGAGACGUGCUGCCGAGCAACGCCGGAAGAAGAUGGAGAAAGAAGUGCAGAGGAAUACAAAGAAGGACAUGAGCAAAUUGGCGACAAAAUUAAAAUGAAGGCUAGAUAAGGAUCGUGAUAUGAUGGUACAGCUGUGUACAGAACCUAGUGAAUCCUGUGAGUAGUGGAUAAGAUGUCGACGAUUAUGGAGUCGCAGAGAAAGGCAAAGGCAAAUCAGCAACAGUUCAAAUGGAAACCAGAUAAGGAUCAUUGAUUAUAGUCGUUGAACCUUUUACCUCUAAGUCCUGAUGGCUCCUGUGUGAAUUUGAUAGGAACCCAAUGACCUUUGAGUGGCAAAGAAAGACUUUUUAUGGCAUAUUGGUUAGAAAGUUAAAGCGGCCUGCCAUUGACAAAUCAUGGGGAAACUCAAUCAAUACGAAAUUUGCAAAAGGCCAAUUGACUUGCAUAAUAUAAUCCGUCCGUCAUGAGCGCCCGUCGGACUAAUGCGAUAAAAGUUCGGACAGCACGAAUUUGACCGAACCCGUGAUCGUUAUUUACUUCGGGUUGUCGCAGUUCUAGUUUCCAACAAUCCCAAUUCUUAGACUCUUAGCAGGUCUCUUGGUUGCUAAACCAAAAUAUAGAUAUCCUCUGUGAAGUUACAUGUUUCAAAGUGAAAACACACAGUUUACUUCUGGUUGGUUAGUCGACUAACUAUUGCUCUCCUAGAUUAGACCUCCCAGGCAUGCAGCCGAGUGAAAGACUUUAAUCCCUUCUCUGUUCUGAGAUUGGCGUUGAUUUCUCCAUGAUUUGUCAAGGGAAGGUCGCUUUAAAGUGAAGGCCGGAUAAAGUAUCAUUGAUUAUAGAUGUUAAUAACCAUUUGCAUCUAAAACCUUGUGGUUCCUGUGUAAGUUCAAUUGGAACCUGAAGAUCAUUGAUGGUGGAAAAGAAGAUUUGGGCAAAAUGGCAACAAAAUUGAAAUGUGGACUAGAUAUGAAUCAUGUGACUGCAAUUACGUAAUUAACCCUUUGCCCCCCCCCCCCCCUCCUGAUGAAUCCUGUAUGAACUUAUCAAGUCUAGAAAACCUGUGGAUUUUGGCUCCGGAACCCGGGACAUCCUUAAAUGAAAUCUAUGCAGUACGGAGCCCAGUAGUGUAUGGGAUAUAAAAUGAAGAAAGCUUUAUAUUUUGCCAUGAUGUGAUGUGUCAAGGUUAGGUGUCAUUUUUUUAUAGGCAUAUUAUUUCAAGUCAUCGCAGCAAAUAGUGAUGUAAUAAGAAAGUCUUUUUUAACAUUAAGGUCAGUUAAAUCUUUAUUGUCUUAGAUCGACAUAUCUGCCUGUAAUGUAACCUUAACUUUGUCAAAUCGUAAAAUCUUAGCUGAAGAAGCACUUGUCUAAAGACUGCCGACAUAGAUAAGCACUUGUGGGGACUUGUGUUAUGGGCUAUUCCACGGUUACUCAGGUUACGUUUGGAGACACCUUGACUCAUACUUGGAGCUGUAACUCCAUUAUUAUUGAUAGGAACUAAACAUCUCUUUAUCACAACAAAGUACGCAGUAUGACUAUCCUUUGUAUAAAAACAAAACUUGGGAAAUUUUAUUAUGCUCCUGGCAAAUCUUUGAAAUGUGUCGGUUACUCAUGUUACAUGAUUUGGACAUGCAUGAAAUGAAAAGUCAACAUAAGUGAAAAGUGUCCUCAUACAAGGCUUUUAUGAAAGUUGAUUAUUUCCAUUUCAAAGAAGUAUAUUAGGGAGACAAACUUUGUAUAUAAUUAAAAAAUAAAGAACACAUGGUUUUUACUAGGGGUGCAGAUAAAGUGGUUACUCAUGUUACGGUUCAGAUGGGCUAUAUGUACAAAGACACAUUGAGCUCAGGUCCACCAACCUAUGGAAUUGCCCUUAUUAAUUAUUAUUGCUUAGAAUUAAAAUGACCUGUUACCCAACCAGCAGGAGUUCCAUGCUAAUUUAGCUCAUUUCUCUCUCACCACUUAUGUAUUUACAAUGUAUUAUUAUUGUUAUGCUUGUUUUGAUUUUUCUUUAUCCAAAUCAACUUGUUGGAAUAAACUUGGGUAAUAAGAGAAAUGCAAACCAUCUAUCUUGUAUUCAGACCAAUGCCCUUCAAUGGCUGUAGAGAUUUGCUAUGCCCUGUCCUC
This is a messenger RNA of Lytechinus pictus (painted urchin), 3057 nucleotides long. Its product is annotated as receptor-binding cancer antigen expressed on SiSo cells-like. Gene Ontology annotation, cellular component: secretory granule. The transcript has 5 exons. Lineage: Eukaryota; Metazoa; Echinodermata; Echinoidea; Temnopleuroida; Toxopneustidae. Bases 330 to 1031 code for a protein of 233 amino acids. The record is from RefSeq and is a predicted model, not a curated record.